UGCCAGUCACAACAGGACUGGGAGCCUCGCUUUAACGCACCUACUACAACAUGGCUGCGUGCACGCCUCUCUACAAUUCUCUCAUCUGCCUGGUGCUCUCGCUGACAGCGACUGUGGGCAAUGAGGGCUAUUUUCCGGAGGAAAAACUGGCGUUGGAGUCGGCUCUACAACGACCCAAGGUUCUGCUAGCUAUUAUCGCCCGGAACGCGGCACACACUUUGCCCCAUUAUCUGGGCUGCAUCGACCGGCUGGACUACCCGAAAGACCGUAUCGCUCUCUGGGCCGCCACAGAUCACAACAUUGACAACACAACAGCCGUGCUGCGGGAGUGGUUAAAAAAUGUCCAACAAUUUUACCACUACGUGGAGUGGAGACCUCUUGAUCAACCCAUGUACUACGCUGAUGAAAUAAGCCCCAAACACUGGACCAGUUCCAGGUUCUCACAUGUAAUGAAGCUGAGGCAAAUGGCUUUGAAAACUGCAAGGGAGAAGUGGGCUGACUACAUCCUGUUUGUGGAUACAGACAACUUUCUGACAAAUGAGCAGACACUAAAUAUGAUGAUUGCUGAAAAUUUGACAGUGGUUGCCCCCAUGCUGGACUCGAGCACAUUAUACUCCAAUUUCUGGUGUGGUAUAACACCGCAAGGUUACUACAAGCGAACUCCUGAUUAUGUUCCAAUCCGCGAGUGGAAGCGUUUGGGUUGUUAUCCUGUCCCCAUGGUGCACUCCACGUUCCUCAUUGAUCUCCGUAGGGAGGCGACAAAAAGCCUGGCGUUCUUUCCUCCUCAUCCAGAUUACACUUGGGCAUUUGAUGACAUCAUUGUUUUCUCAUUUUCCUGCAAAAUGGCUGACGUCCAGAUGCACAUAUGCAACAGAGAACAAUAUGGCUACUUGCCAGUGCCCCUGAAGGCCCAGCAAUCCUUGGAAGAGGAUGUCGAAACCUUUGUCCACAUUCUGCUUGAGAGAAUGAUUGAUCAUCCCCCUAUGGAGCCUUCUGUGUAUGUGUCCAUGCCUCCUAGGCACCCAGACAAGAUGGUAUUUGAUGAGAUCUUCCUGAUAAAUCUCAAGCGCAGAAAGGACAGGAGGGACCGAAUGCUCCGGACACUCUAUGAACAGGACAUUGACAUCAAGUUAGUUGAUGCAGUGGACGGGAAAGCUCUCAAUACAAGUCACCUGAAAGCACUUAACAUUGAAAUGCUACCAGGCUACCAUGACCCAUAUUCAGGCCGAAUACUUACACGGGGAGAAAUUGGCUGCUUCCUGAGCCAUUAUUACAUUUGGAAAGAGGUCAUUGACCGAGGGCUGAAGAAAGCUCUAGUCCUAGAAGACGAUAAUAGAUUUAAGCCACACUUUAGAAGAAAGAUAACAAAGCUGAUGGAAGAUAUCGAGGAUAACCAGCUGGACUGGGAUCUCAUCUACAUUGGCCGGAAGAGAAUGCAAGUGCAGCAACCUGAGAAGUCGGUGCCCGGCAUUAUGAACCUUGUGGAAGCAGAUUAUUCCUACUGGACACUGGCUUAUGUUAUAUCCCAGCAAGGAGCCAAAAAGCUGCUAGCAGCAGAGCCACUUGGGAAGAUGUUGCCUGUGGAUGAAUUUCUGCCCAUCAUGUACGAUAAACAUCCCAUAGAAGAUUAUAAGAAGUUCUAUGAACCUCGUGAUUUGAAAGCCUUUUCAGUGGAGCCACUGCUGAUUUUCCCGACGCACUACACUGGAGAACCAGGUUACGUCAGUGAUACCGAAACCUCAGUAAUCUGGGACAAUGACGAGAUCGCAACUGACUGGAACCGCAAACUCUCCAAAAAAACAAAAGAGCAGGGCGAGAUUGGUACUGAAGCUCAGAACACUGAGGCACUGCAGCCCCAAUCCCCCCUUGGCACAGCCUCUCGAGAUGAACUUUGAUGCUCCCUUGCACUGGCUGGUUCUGAUCAGUGAUCAGACCCAACAUCUCUCUGUCACACUGUUAUCAUUUGGUUAAAGUGCCUUCUGGAAGGCAGCUAAGAAAAA
This is a messenger RNA of Hypanus sabinus (Atlantic stingray), 2000 nucleotides long. RefSeq names its product procollagen galactosyltransferase 2-like. Gene Ontology annotation, molecular function: procollagen galactosyltransferase activity. Lineage: Eukaryota; Metazoa; Chordata; Chondrichthyes; Myliobatiformes; Dasyatidae. Bases 51 to 1895 code for a protein of 614 amino acids. The transcript has 12 exons. The record is from RefSeq and is a predicted model, not a curated record.